Myripristis murdjan (pinecone soldierfish) is the source of this 2254-nucleotide messenger RNA. It is a transcript of the gene slu7, whose product is annotated as SLU7 homolog, splicing factor. Gene Ontology annotation, molecular function: pre-mRNA 3'-splice site binding. NCBI's taxonomy places the organism in Eukaryota, Metazoa, Chordata, Actinopteri, Holocentriformes, Holocentridae. The transcript is spliced from 15 exons. The record is from RefSeq and is a predicted model, not a curated record. Gene Ontology annotation, cellular component: spliceosomal complex. The coding region runs from base 180 to 1889 and encodes 569 amino acids. Gene Ontology annotation, biological process: mRNA splicing, via spliceosome.
CGACACCACAGAGGAAGAAACGACGUGACGUAGUUAGGUAAUGUAAAAUGGCGACUGUGUACUCAAAACACAACUAGAACGAAGCAAGACGUAUACACCUUUACUGCUUUUACGAAGGAACCACAAACCAAGCUUUUUUAAUUUUUUGGAUCUUGAUAAGUGAGCUGCCAGACUCGGUCAUGACGGAGGAGGCAGCGACGCAGUCCGGCUCCGAGGGCAUCGUGGGCCUGGACGAGCCCAAGAAGAUGACCAGGGAGGACUGGAGGAAGAAGAAGGAGCUGGAGGAGCAGAGGAAACUGGGAAAUGCUCCAGCUGAGGUGGACGAGGAGGGAAAGGACAUUAACCCUCACAUCCCACAGUACAUUUCAUCAGUGCCAUGGUACAUUGACCCUUCCAAAAGGCCCACCUUAAAGCACCAGAGGCCACAACAAGAAAGACAAAAGCAGUUCUCAGCCAUUGGAGAAUGGUAUAAGAGAGGGGUGCAGGAGAAAUCGGUCACCACGAAAUUCCGUAAGGGUGCUUGUGAGAAUUGCGGUGCCUUUACACACAAGAAGAAAGACUGCAUGGAGAGGCCCAGAAAAGUGGGGGCAAAGUUCACAGGCACAGGCAUAGCUCCAGAUGAACAUUCUCAGGUCACGCUGGCUUUGGACUACGAUGGGAAGAGGGAUCGCUGGAAUGGGUAUGACCCUGAAGAUCACCAGCGCAUUGUGGAGGAGUACGCCAAAGUAGAUCUGGCCAAACGGACGUUAAAGGCACAUAGGCUCCAGGAUGAGUUGGCCUCGGGAAAACUCAUGGACCAAACUGAGCGUGAACACAAUAGCGAAGAUGAGGAUGAAGAUAAAUAUGCUGAUGACAUCGACAUGCCCGGUCAGAACUUUGACUCCAAGAGACGAAUCACUGUCAGGAAUCUGCGUAUCAGAGAAGACAUUGCAAAGUACCUGAGGAAUCUGGAUCCAAAUUCGGCGUACUACGACCCCAAGACCCGAGCUAUGAGGGAGAACCCAUACUCUAACACCGGCAUGAACCCUGAUGAAGUCGGGUACGCUGGAGACAACUUUGUGCGCUAUAGUGGAGACACGAUCACCAUGGCGCAGACACAGUUGUUUGCCUGGGAGGCCUAUGAAAAAGGCUCUGAGGUGCACCUGCAGGCUGACCCCACUAAGCUGGAGCUGCUACACCAGUCCUAUAAGGUCAAGAAGGAGGACUUCAAAGAAAAACAGAAGGAGGGCAUCUUAGAGAAGUACGGAGGCCAAGAGCAUCUGGAUGCUCCGCCGCGGGAGUUGCUGUUGGCCCAGACAGAGGACUAUGUGGAAUACUCUCGCCACGGUGCCGUAAUUAAAGGACUUGACAAGGCUGUGGCCCGCUCCAAAUAUGAGGAAGAUGUUCUCAUCAACAACCACACAUGCAUUUGGGGGUCAUACUGGAGGGACGGCUGCUGGGGAUACAAGUGCUGUCAUUCCAUGGUGAAACAGAGCUACUGUACCGGAGACGCUGGUAUUAAAACAGCAACCAGCUCAGCUUGUCUGCCAUUUGAGGAGGGGCUGGAGGAACCUGAAGAGGAAGAACAGCCAAAGACUCUGCUGGAAAUGCAUCAAGAGAAGAUGAAAGAGAAGAAAAAGAAAAAGAAGAGCAAAAAAAACAAGAAGAAACAUGACUCUGAUAGCAGUGAUUCAGAGGAUGAAGAGAAAAAGAAGGAGAAACUGAAGAAGGCGCUUGAGGCAGAGGACAAGCGGCUGAGACAGGUGGAGAUGAUGAUGCAGCUAGAUGAGAGGAAGAGGCCUUACAACAGCUUGCAGGAGGUGAAGGAGCCCACCGAGGCGGAGAUGGAAGCCUUCCGCAUGAAGCGCAGCCGGCCAGACGAUCCCAUGGCCUCCUUCCUGGGACAGUGAUCUCUCCUCAGCCCUCACAGCCUCGCUACACUUCCCCCCCAGGCCUGUACCAGAGCGUUUGCUUAACUGAAAAUAGUUCGGACUCUGACAUCAUUAAACUCAGCUUGCUCUUCAUGUACAGCUGGGACUCAGUUUGCAUACACCUCUUUCUGUCGUUGUGGCCCACUGGCCCGCAGUAGUUUUUCAUUGCCAUGUGUACAUUUUGCUUUUAUGUGAUCAACUCCCUGAGAUUUUUUGAAAAAUAGAAAGUUCUAUUAUGUUCAUUUUAGAUUUUUGAUACAUUCAAACAUAAAGUUGGAACACCUAACACGUUAAUUCCUGUAAUUUACCUGCUUUAGGUGGAAUAAAUGUAUUUCAUAGCUAAA